AUGAGUGAAGUUAAUAGAGUUAUAAACGGGAACAAGAAGAUAAAGACCUUAGUGUUCGAUGCCGGUCCGUUAAUUACGCAAUCUGCGUCUUCAUUACAACAACACGCCUAUAACUACUACACCACACCUGGUGUACAUAGUGAGUUGAAGGAUGAUAAUGUCAGACAGCAGUUAUUGAUCUGGGACGAUAAACUUCAAGUGAGGCAACCCAAGCCGGAGUACAUUCAAAAGGUUGUAAGUUUUGCAAAAUUGACGGGGGAUUAUGCUGUAUUAUCGACAAAUGAUUUGCAUAUCAUUGCGUUGGCGUACGAGUUAGAAUGUGAAGCAAAUAAAGGGGACUGGAGACUUAGAAAGUAUCCAGGAGAGGUAUUGGUACAUCAGACGAAGACAGGCGAGAAGGUCGAGAUAAAACAAGACGCAGAAAGUAAGGCGGAAUCUGAAAAAAUUGCAAAUAGUGAAAACGAUGAAUCAAAGCCAGCGGAAUCUGAACAAGAAGAAUCGACACAAACUGCGGAUGCGGGUAAGAAGAAGCCACGUCGUAGAGGAGGUAAGAAACAAAGAGCCAAAAGGGAAGCCCAGUUACAAAACGAAUUAGACGAAGAACAAAUGGAAGGUGAUGAAGCUGCAGCUGUUGUUUCAACUGACCCAGUUGAAGUCUCCGGCAAAGAUUCUGUUUUUUCACAAGAGUCAUUGAAGGAAGAAACAUCAGUAGAAGACGCGGGCGAGAAGUCAGACUUAGAUGAAGCUUACAAUGAAGAGGAUGACGAUGGAGACUGGAUUACACCCGAAAACUUACAGGAAGAGAUGGUAAAGGAUACUAAUGAACAGAUCCAGGAAGCAUCCUCGUCAGAGAAACUGGGCCCAUUCAUUAAAGUUGCAUUAUCUACCGGCGAUUUCGCAUGUCAAAAUGUUGCCAUGCAAAUUGGUCUUAAUCUAAUGAAUGCUAUGUCCGGUAAGCAAAUAAGAAGAGUUCGUAAUUACAUGUACCGUUGUUACGCAUGCUUCCGCUUGACACCUAUCCCUAAAAAUGGAAAACCAAAGCAUUUCUGUCCAAAGUGUGGUGGUAAUACCUUGUUGAGGUGUGCUGUCUCUAUCGAUAAUGCUACUGGUAAAGUCACUCCCCAUUUAAAAGCAAAUUUCCAGUGGUUUAAGAGAGGUGAUAGAUAUACCUUACCUUCUCCAUUGUCCAAGAAUCAACAAAGAUUGCAAGGGAAGGCUGGUUACCAGCAUAAUAAGCAAAACCGUCAUAAAACUUUACAGGAUCCUCUUAUUUUGAGAGAAGAUCAGAAAGAAUACGGUCAAGCUGUUAAGAACGAUGAAUGGCAAAGAAGACAAAAUGAUAAGAUGUUGCAACAAUGGAUUGGUGGUGGUAGUGCUGAUAACUACGUCUCUCCAUUUACUACCUUACAAAAUAUAAGACCUUCAGGCGUGAAAGUUGGAAAAGGUCGUUUCGUCAAUUCUUCAAAGGGUAAGAGAAGCUAA
Messenger RNA from Debaryomyces hansenii CBS767, 1482 nucleotides. It is a transcript of the gene HBR3, whose product is annotated as rRNA-binding endoribonuclease. NCBI's taxonomy places the organism in Eukaryota, Fungi, Ascomycota, Pichiomycetes, Serinales, Debaryomycetaceae. The record is from RefSeq and is a predicted model, not a curated record. Gene Ontology annotation, biological process: maturation of SSU-rRNA; ribosomal small subunit biogenesis. The transcript has a single exon. Gene Ontology annotation, cellular component: preribosome, small subunit precursor. The coding region runs from base 1 to 1482 and encodes 493 amino acids. Gene Ontology annotation, molecular function: RNA endonuclease activity.